This is a messenger RNA of Stylophora pistillata, 3739 nucleotides long. RefSeq lists its product as uncharacterized. The record is from RefSeq and is a predicted model, not a curated record. NCBI's taxonomy places the organism in Eukaryota, Metazoa, Cnidaria, Anthozoa, Scleractinia, Pocilloporidae.
GUGAACAUGGCGAUUUGUAACAGAUGGUGAGACAGCUGAUCGUGUAAAGUCCCACAAAACAGAGAUAAAGGCGAUAACAAUACACAAUGCCACAAACACUGAGAAAGCGGUGGUUCUAAAAGGUAAUUUUCACCAACUGACGUCAAAUGGAGGCGGUUUUGUUUGAUGCGAGAACUGAAACACAAGGCGAUUUAGCGGCGAAGAGAAUUUCUCCUUCAAAGGGCAUAUUGAAAAUUGAGUCCUUAUGUAACGCGCAAAAUUACAGUUUGCGUUAUUUGGCGAGGCAAUUAACUCGUGUUGGGGGAACAGAACAGCUGUUUGAGGGAGUUUGUUUAAUGUAAUCGUGAAAGUUAAUGGUUCACAGUGUAGCGUUCAUAAUUUGAGUGUGGUUGGACAAUUUAUGCUGACUCAAGGCUUGUGAUAAACAGUCGGUAUUGUAUUACAGUUGAUGAAACUUUGAUUUACUCAUAAUCAGCAUUUUCACAACUGCACGAAACAAGAGAGCUUGCCUUGCUGUACCAAAGGCCUGAGUGAAUCUUAAAUUUCUUUUUGCUGGCAGUCGAUCGCCACUUGAGAGGCUAAUUUGGAUUACUACAUUUGAAACAAUUUCAUCCACCAAAAUGGCCACAAGAUCGACUGAUUCCAGACCUUUAAUGGAGAUGGACCCAUCGACGAGCGAGGAAAUCGAAGGAGAUGCAGUUACAGAGGGAAAAUUAUCGACUGGUGACGCAAGAUCUCUCUUUGAGGACAGCAAAGAGCCACCGGAAUCUGCAGAAAAACAACCACUCUCUUUGAAACGACGGAUCGCCUUGGUAGGCGCAUUGUUGCUGUGUGUGUUUACUAUAUUUGCAUUUGCUUUUCUUCUUCCUUGUCAUAAACCAAAAUGCCAGAAGCUUCCAGUGUGUCCUGGUAAGGGGCACCUGACAGCAGGGAACUGGACUCACCAAUUUGGUGGUAUUAUUCCAAUAGUGACUUCCCUGUUAGAUGUGACAGGAGAUGGUAGGCCAGACGUUAUAGUUGAAUUUGACAUUGAGGCAUUGGAGUCAACAGACUCUUCAUUCUUGAGCCAACUUUGCCAGAACAAAGAUUGUCGUGGCAGUGGUAUUUUGGCUCUGCAUGGAUCAUGUGGUAAUAGUCUAUGGGUUUUCAGUCGCAAUUCCUCCUUGGGGCUUUUGGCCUGUGAAAAGAUUACUGAGGGCAUUGAUGUAAAAAACAACCAACAUUGUGUGUUCAUUGAAGAGAAAACAAAUAUUGUGCUUUUCAACUCUAAAAAUGGAACCACCAAGUGGAAAUCAUCACUUGGUGGUAAAGUUAGUUCAUUUAAGUUUGUCAAUGAUGUUGAUGGUGAUGGCCAAAAAGACAUUGUUUUGAUUAAUAAACUUUCUAUUGGUGGCAGUGAAGGUUAUAUCAAUUUGGUAUCUGGCAGAUUAGGGAAAGUUCUUGGCAACUCUAUACCUUUAUCUGGAGGUCAUGAUAGUAACAGUAUCCUUGCUACUCACAGUCUCCCAAGUAAACAACAGUUUGUUAUCGUUUGUACGUUAUCUCAUGAGAAGAACACAACAUCUCUUUGGGCAAUGUCAGUCCAUGAUUUAUUUGAGAAAGUAACACAGCCAACAAAAUCAAUUCCAGGCGAAGCGUGGGGAAAACAUAUACCAAACCCACACACCGGUUUUAUCAGUAUCUUAAAUGAUGCUGUUAUCUUAAUCCAACCGUUGCUAACAGAUCUGGAUGGUGAUGGGGUGAAAGAUAUUGUUUUUGUAACUAAGGAGAAUGACACCUCUCUUUUGGCCAUGAAUGGCACUGAUUUGGCCAUUGUGUGGAAAAUGGUAGUACCUUCCGAUGCAGUUAUUCACAAGCUGUUUUCAACUCCGUACUCCGUUAAAGAAAAUUUGACAGACAUUGGAUUGUUUGUUGCUCAUACAAACAGUUCCUCCUCAUUGCUAGUAAUCGAUGGUCGCACUGGGGGUAUAAGUUGGUCUUUUCAUAGCAGGACUGGUCUUGCUGUGGCACCAGUUCCUGUGCCAGGACUUAGUGGCGCUCAACAUGCUUUUGUGAUAUGGCUGCCAAAGCUGGAGGCUGUGACACUGAUUUCUAAGUCUAGAAAAUCCAGAGACAUUUCACAUCAAGUAAAUGGUUGGGUUCCUGGUGAUGUCAGUCAAAUGAUGAAUGAUGAAUAUGCAAGACCACAACCAAGAAAGUUGUUUUCAGUUAGUUCAGAUUUAGUUAAGAAAAACAAAAAAGAUAGGUUUUCUUCCAAAUCAGCUCUUUUAUCUGCAGCAGAGAUUGAUAAUGAAGACUUUGCUAAUUAGAAUAAAUUUGAUAGCAAAGAUGAAUUCGAAAAAGUAAGAAGUGAUGACCUGGCCUUAAAGGAAUUUGAACUUUAUCUUUUAAAAGACAGUUUAGAAAAAAUUGAAGAUACCAGUUUCAUUGAAAAAGAGCCUUUCAGCUCAACGAGGGAAGAAAAAAGAGCUGACACAAAAUGGCUUGGAAUAAGGAAGGAGAAGUCUUCUAUUAUACAUAAGGGAGGUUUCCACCAGCAUGCAAUUCCAUUUAGGAAGGAGCAGAGACAUAAAGAAGGUGUCAGUGGAGAGGAGAAUAUUGAAUUCAAGGCAGAUCCACAUGUGCAGAAUGAUCUGGAGGAGCAACUGAGUGGUCUGACAAAUCAUAGGAAAAAGCAGACUGUAUUGGAGAAUCAUCGAGCAAGGGCACCCCUUGCAUCAGCAUCAAAAGACUCCUCAUUCCUGCAACCCAGACAGGAAUUUCUUAAGGAAUUCCCUGGGAGGCAGACAAGGAUAGAAAACCAAGACAACGAAGUCAACAUUUUGCCAGGGAAAUCCACUGUCACCCAGCAAUUUCACUCUGAAUAUCACAGAAAAGAGUAUCCAAAGUUGGAAACAGUUAAAAAGCCAUCUUAUCAUAAGCGAUCAGUGACUUCUUUACCCAAGUGUGCCAAGAGUUUUGGUGACGUUGCAGAUGCUUACGUGGCUGUUCUUUUGGUGAAGAGUGUUGAUGGAAGGCAGCUGUUAGCUGACAUAACAGAGGAAGAUCCUCUACAUUUGGGUCCUGAGGACUACAAAAGCUUGUUUAAGACCAGGGAAGGUGACAAGCAAGCGAAAUCUUGUUUACGAUUGGUUCCCCAUAUUGUUUCACAGCCUGUGAUUAGAGAUUCUUAUGAAGGCUUGGAUCUAGUAUAUACAGUCAACUUUGUUUCCAAGGAUCACUCGUUGCAAGUGACAGAAAUAAGAAAAAUGCCAAUGGAGGCAGUCUUUGAACUCCUUGAAGGUAUCUCGAAAGAUACCAGACAGCAGCAGACAAAAAGAGGGAUUGAUUCUUUCAGGUUUCCAAGUGUUUGGAAAUAAUUUACUCCCAAAUUGAAGAGUUUUGCUCAAAAUAGAUUGCAGGAUAUGUUAAUUAAUGAUGGUGUGAUAAUUAGAUUGUAAUCAUAAAUAUGUUUUUCAUGAUAGCAAUGGAGACUGCUUUGCACAUUGGAAUUAUUAUUUUGAUAUUACUCAUUAAAAUCUGGAAUAGAAUGAAUUGUGAUAUUUAUUAUAAGUUACAAGUCAUUAAAUUAUUUAUCCCAUGACGACAGGGAGAAGUAGGGAAUUUCUGUACAACUGAUAUAUAUGCUAUAGAAUUUAGGUUUAAAUUAAUUCAAACAAGUUUAACCUGUAUUUUUCAUCAUCUACAAUUAUGAUGAUGUACUGUAUAUGGAAUAAAAGGAGUAUAUAUAUAAAGGAAA